Molecule: messenger RNA, 477 nt
Organism: Dioscorea cayenensis subsp. rotundata (Guinea yam)
Lineage: Eukaryota; Viridiplantae; Streptophyta; Magnoliopsida; Dioscoreales; Dioscoreaceae
Product: multiple organellar RNA editing factor 3, mitochondrial-like
Exons: 4
Coding region: 1-477 (158 amino acids)
Source: RefSeq, a predicted model, not a curated record
AUGGCUACGAUUCAGGAGCAGCAGACUACAGUUCAAAGAAACCUUAAAUCAGAAUCGAAUCACCUAGGCAAAGUUCUUGGUGGUUUGUUUUCGAGAAAACUUAGGUCAUCGUCCAAUCCCUCUUCUCCGCCAAUCUUCCUGUUUCCAAUGGCGGUGGUUUCUCUCCUCUCACCUCUUGAGCUCUCUCUGCCCCUCUUCUCCCUUCUUCCCGCCACUGUUGUCCAGUUAGAGCGUUUUUCCCCCAACUAUGUUCCCUCUGGGCCGAAGAUGAUGGCAUGGUUAGGCUACUCGCCUCUCCCCCAUUGUAUUCCCUUGCGGGAGAAGGCUGCUUGGGUUUUGGUUUUGGUUUUGGAGUUUAAUGAGGAGGAAGCCAAGAAGAAGAUUUACUUUAUUUGUACUUUGACCUACAUUGGUUUUGGUGUGUUGAUAUUGGAGAAUCUUUCGUACAAAGUUAAAGGAUUGCUAAGGGUUCUCUGA